AGGAUUUGUUAUAAUUGUUUUUGUCCUUUGAGGGUGAAGUAGGCUGAAGGUUACAUCUCAGCCAUGGAGGUAAUUGACGCUGUCAGAGGUCUUAACGUCGGCUGGCUGCACCUGCAUCAUUUAUUUGCACUGGUUUGUGUAGUUGCUGUUGCCUUUAAGUUAAUUGCGUUAGUCCGACAGAGAAAAGAAUUUCUUCGAAGUUUUGCAGCUUUUCCAGGACCAGCGGGUCACUGGCUCGUGGGACAUAUUCUAGAGUUUAACCAAGAUGGGAAAGAUUUUGAUAACAUGAUGGUAAUGGCCCAGGAGUACCCCUUUGCAUUUCCAUUAUGGUUUGGUCCUUUUGCUUGUUUCCUCAACAUUCAUCACCCAGAAUAUGUGAAAACCAUCCUGGCAUCAACAGAGCCUAAAGAUGAUUAUGUGUAUGGUUUUAUUACAUCUUGGAUUGGUGAAGGUUUGUUGGUUUCUAAAGGUCCAAAGUGGUUUCGUCACAGAAGGCUCCUGACUCCAGGUUUCCACUAUGACGUGUUGAAACCAUACAUAAAACUGAUGUUAGAAUCUGCAGAAACUAUGCUGAACAAAUGGGAAAAUUAUGCAAAGAGCCAAAAGUCCUUUGAGUUGUUUGAACACGUGAGCCUCAUGACACUGGACAGCAUUUUGAAGUGCGCCUUCAGCUGUAACAGCAACUGUCAAACCGAGGGAGGAACAAAUGCGUACAUCACAGCAGUGUAUGAUCUUACCUAUCUGGUUAAUCUGCGGUUCAGGAUCUUUCCCUACCACAGUGACAUCAUCUUUCAACUGAGCCCACAUGGUUUCAAAUACAGGAAGGCACUGAGGGUGGCUCACAGUCACACAGAGGAAGUCAUAAGAAAGAGGAAAGAAACCCUGAAGAAGGAAAGGGAGCUGGACCGCAUACAGGCUAAGCGAAGCCUAGACUUCCUGGACAUCCUUCUCUGUGCAAAGGAUGAGAAGCAGCAGGGUCUGUCAGAUGAAGACAUACGAGCAGAAGUUGAUACCUUUAUGUUUGAGGGUCAUGACACAACAGCUAGUGGCAUCUCAUUUAUUUUCUACUGUUUGGCCUGCAACCCAGAACACCAGAAGAUCUGCAGAAAUGAGAUCAAUGAGGUCCUGAAUGGCAAGAACACGUUUGACUGGGAGGAUCUCAAUAAAAUUCCAUACACAACAAUGUGCAUAAAAGAAUCACUCCGUCUUUACCCUCCUGUACCAGGAACAUCCCGAAAAACCACCAAACCCAUGACAUUUUUUGAUGGAAGGACUGUGCCUGAAGGUUGUCUUCUUGGGAUAAGUGUGUAUGGGAUUCAUCGAAAUCCAGAUGUGUGGGAGAAUCCUGAUGUCUUUGACCCACUUCGUUUUCUGCCUGAGCGCACUGCCUCGAGGUCGCCGCAUUCCUUUGUUCCAUUUUCUGCAGGUCCAAGGAACUGCAUUGGUCAAAACUUUGCCAUGAAUGAGAUGAAAGUGGUCAUCUCACUGACACUGAAGAGAUAUGAGCUGAUAGAGGACCCCACAAGGAAACCUAAGAUCAUUCCCAGACUGGUGCUUCGCUCACUCAAUGGCAUCCACAUCAAAAUUAAACCUGUGGAUCCACAAGGGGAGUAACUGUACCAUCAAAUACGGAAUGGAUUUUUUUAAUAGGAUUAUUUGGGAAAUAUUGUCCUAUUCUCCUUACUUUCAUCUUUUUCCAUGUUUCUGUCGGGUUGAUGGUUCUCAUACACUUUCUCUGUGCAACCCAUUCCUGCACCUCCAAUCCACUCACACCCAUUUCCUUAGGCCCCCUUUGCACACGACAGUGGCAAUUGUGCGUCUGUUCUGCAGCUUAAAGCGUAGCCAAUCCAC
Thalassophryne amazonica is the source of this 1851-nucleotide messenger RNA. RefSeq names its product cytochrome P450 4B1-like. The coding region runs from base 64 to 1614 and encodes 516 amino acids. Gene Ontology annotation, molecular function: oxidoreductase activity, acting on paired donors, with incorporation or reduction of molecular oxygen; iron ion binding; heme binding. Lineage: Eukaryota; Metazoa; Chordata; Actinopteri; Batrachoidiformes; Batrachoididae. The record is from RefSeq and is a predicted model, not a curated record. The transcript has 12 exons.